Molecule: messenger RNA, 1166 nt
Organism: Nilaparvata lugens (brown planthopper)
Lineage: Eukaryota; Metazoa; Arthropoda; Insecta; Hemiptera; Delphacidae
Exons: 7
Coding region: 316-858 (180 amino acids)
Source: RefSeq, a predicted model, not a curated record
AAAAUUUAAAUCGAAUCUCACAUCUCACUAUGACAAAUUGACGUAAAUAUAUUGUCUAAUACCUGUGUGUACACGGAUGAGACACGUACAGUUAAUACAUUGGAUGAGACAGUGAACACUUGGCAACACUCAUAGAUAUUAUUUAUUGUUCAAACUUCUAAUUCGGGUCUUCGAACACGUUAAUAUUUUCUUGUGCAUCUUUUUUCUAAUAACCAUCAUAUAUAAUCAAUUCAUCAAGUUCUAUCUUCCACCUUUACAUCUUUGGAAUAUUUAUUGCAGAUCCAGGCUCACCUAACUGAAGGCAGUGGUGGAAUAAUGACGACGAUCCAUCAUUUCUGUCUGCCUGUAAUGGUGAUGGUUAUUUUCGGCGCCUCAAUUAUGUUGACUCCAAUAAAGGCAAUGCGAGUAAAGGCAAAACCAAUAAAGCCAUCACUUGAUAUUUCAAACGAAGAGUACAUCGCUAGAAGAAUCUAUUGGAGUAUCACUGGUAUAGAUUUAGGAAAAGAGAAAUUAUAUAUCCAACCUCGUGCCAUAGAGGCUGAUGAAAUAAAUAGGAGAAGAAAUAAAAAAACCCCUGCAUAUGAUCCCAAAGGAAAUGAACUUCUGAAAGAUCUUCUUCCGCCAGUAACAUUAAAGGAUAUAUUACACAAAUUGAAUAGCCAAGAUAAGUAUAUGGAAGCAGGACUCCGACUCUGUGUCAACAUUGACCUUUGGAGAAAGAUAGAAUUACGAAGCAUAUUUCCUGAAACUAUAGCUAAUCAAUUGGCUGCAAGUCUGGGGCUUGUAAGGGAAACUGAUCAUAAAACAACUAGUGAUGUGAUGACAUUGGUCAAAAAUAGAGCUUCAAAUCCCAACUAGAUCUUCGAACUAAUCUUAAAACUAGGACAAGACGAAGAAAAAAAGAAGAUGGAAAAGAAGAAAUCCGAAUGAAAUAUAGUGGAAUAUUGAUAAAAAUAAGUUAUUUUUUCUCUGUAUAUUGCUGUUGAAUACAAUUCAAUAAUAAAAAGCAAAUUAUUUAUUCAAAAAUAAAUGUGAAAUCACUACCUUAUCUGUUAUCUUGAUACUUUCAAUCUAGCAUGUAAAUGCUUCCUCAUCCCUGUCACACCAACUCCGCUACCGCCGCGGGAGCGAAAUUUUAUAAAUCUCUCCCUAUGUACUCCACCUGC